This is a messenger RNA of Ilex paraguariensis (yerba mate), 234 nucleotides long. The record is from the annotation of a GenBank genome assembly. Lineage: Eukaryota; Viridiplantae; Streptophyta; Magnoliopsida; Aquifoliales; Aquifoliaceae.
AUGAAUAAAGCGCUUGAUAAUCACUUGACUGCUGUCCAGAGGGACCAUGAAUACAGAUCCCAAAUCGAAGAAAGGAAAAUAAGAGAUGAUGCAGCUCUGGAAGAGGCUAAAAAAAAGGAAAAGACUCUUCAAGAAGAAAAGUUGCGCCAAGAAAAAAUUAACGCAGAAGCAGAGGUUAGUUUACUUGGGUUCGUAGUUUUUUGGUUUUUUUUGUUUAUGGAAAAUAAGAGAUGA